This is a messenger RNA of Alligator mississippiensis (American alligator), 3063 nucleotides long. RefSeq names its product transmembrane protein 143 (gene TMEM143). NCBI's taxonomy places the organism in Eukaryota, Metazoa, Chordata, Crocodylia, Alligatoridae. The transcript has 8 exons. Gene Ontology annotation, cellular component: mitochondrion. The record is from RefSeq and is a predicted model, not a curated record. The coding region runs from base 444 to 1919 and encodes 491 amino acids.
UGGAAAGGGACGGGAGGGAAAGGGGAGGUGGAAGAGGGUGCUACUGCGCAUGCGCAGAUGCUCAAUGUCAACAGCUUUGCUUAAGGUUAGGAUUUUUUUACACGGGAGUUUCUUUCAGUUUGGGCCGUUUUAACCCCUGAUUCCAGACAGAUCCGUCAUUUCCUAUUAAGAAGUCCCACAAGAUUGUUAUUGAUGGGUGUGUCAUGCUGAAGAGGCCCACACUUUGGGGUCCAGAGGCCCGUAUAAUGGCAAGUCUGGAUGAGGGCAACACCGAGUGACCUUGACCUUUGCACUGCAGUCAGGCCAUCUCUACUGCUCACCCUGGUGCUCUGGUGCACUUUGACCUCUGCCUUGCUGCCAAGACACUUUGACUGCUGCCAUGCUGUGGCUGGUGACCUUUGAACUCUGCACUGCAGACAAGACAAUUUUACCUUUGCCAAGCCAUGACCAGUGAACUCCGAGGAAGCUGCAUCACAGCCAUUAGGUUCCUCCCUUGCUGUUUGCGGGAACGGAUUGGAUUGAUAGUGCCAUGGAAAAAUCUUAAACAUCUCCCAAGAGCCAAGGCUUGUGGAUGGAUGCAGCAAAGAAACAUGUUCUUGCUGGCGGGGAAAAUGGCUACCAAGGGGCAGGGGACUGGAUAUGGGAUCUCUCCCUCUAGGAUGCUGUGCGUGGCACGGGCUGCCUUGGGCAUGGGUGUGCUGGGGCCAUCCUGCCGUGGUGUGGCUUCCCUGGCUACCAAGAUGGCAGAAUACCGAAGGAUGAGGAAGCCCACAGAGCCCCAGGGAUGGGCAGAGCAAUAUCAAGAGCAUUUCAUCCCCUUCUCGAAAGGGCAGCUGGUCAGCACACUGCUUAAGGAAUUCCACUCUACUGAUGCUGAUCGUGCCUCAUUUCUGUCCUUUGUGGCUCGUGUGGACUCCUCUCUGCUGCAUCACUACCACUCUGUCAUGGGGCAUUUGCAGGCUCUGUAUGACCCCAUUAAUCCAGACCGGGACACACUACAGGAAUGGUCGUUGACAGAUGCCCAGCGCCUGGAGAACGAGCAGCAGGUGUUGGCUGCCCUGGAGCCUAUUCUGGAGCAGGCCAACUUCAACAGCCUGUCAGAGGAUGCACUGGCCUAUGCCCUUGUGGUCCAUCAUCCUCAGGAUGAGGUCCAGGUGACGGUGAACCUGGACCAGUACGAAUACAUCCGGUUCUGGGCCCUCGGUCAGCGCAUUGGGCCUCUUCCAGUGAAAUCCACCCUGCGGCCCCAGCAAGGAUUCUUUGGCACAGCUCCCCUCAUGCCAAGGCGCUAUUUCAAGCGGAUGGUAGUGGCAGCGCGGCCCAAGAAUGCCCACCUGGUGCUGAAGUGCUUUAAGGACAUCCCACUGGAGGCACUGGAGCACCUGCUGCCCUUGGUGAAGAUCCGCACCUCUAUCUUCUACCGGGCUCUACUCAAUGCCAUGCUGCUGGUUAGCGGGCUGGCCCUCUUUGUCAAUGUGGGCAUGGUGGUGCUGUCUGACCUCAAGGUCGGCACCACCUUCCUGCUCCUCUGCUUUGCCGCUUUCAUGAGCUUCCGUGCCUGGAAGGUGUUUGGGCGGCGCCGCAACGUGCACUCACUGGAGCUGGUGCACAUGCUCUACUACCGCAGCACCUCCAACAACUCGGAGCUGCUGGGGGCACUGGCUCUGCGGGCACUGGAGGAGCAUGCCAAGGAGCUCAUCCUGGCAGACAGCUUCCUACGGCGCCAGUCAGGCCUGCCUCAGCACCGCCCUAUAGAUGCCCAAACAGUGGCCCGGCUUCAGGAGCAGAUCCAGGCAUGGCUGCAUCUCCACUCGGGGCUGCACAUCUCCUUCUGUGCUGAACGUGCCUGCCAACACCUGCAGAGUUUUGAGGGGGCCAGCCCACACCCCAUGGGGGUGCCCAGCCUAACCCCACUGUGAUGUGGAGGUCACACUGACCCCUGGGACUCUACCUGCACUAUGGUAGGAGCACCCUUCCCUCCAGGAUGCUGCACUAGUACUUAUAUCUUAGUUGGUGGUGAAAGAGGAGGGAGUGCCCAACCCCACUUGGCCAGGACUGUGCUGGGGGUCCCCCCUUACAUGCUUGUUGAUUUUUGUUCCCAGUGCAUUCUGGGAGUCCUGCCAAACUCUGUGUAUGGUAUUGCUCUGCAGUUGCUUGGGGAUUUGCUUGCUGCCUCUGGAGCUUUGUCAACCCCAGCCCUCCCUCUGAGCAUCCUACAGCCCCUCAUGUAAGUGCUGGGGUCCACAGUGAUGAGGGGACACUGAGAGCUCAGGUGGUGGCCAUGAAGAGAAGGAUGAGGUGAGAGAAUAUGCACAGCAGGAGAUGCCAGGGGUACCACCUCCUUUUGCUUACCAAGGGGAAGGUACCCAGCCCCCACCCUGCCUCACCCAGCCCUGCUCAUUUCCUGGAGUUGGGCUAGAGCCCAGGAGUCCUGGCUCCAAGCCUGCCUGGAUCAAGGAACAGGAAUUCAGUCCUUCCUGGAGGGUCCCUGCUCUGACAAACAAGUAGCUAUGAGUGUUAAAGGCUGUGGCUGUAGCCAAACGGGUCCAGUCACCAGCCUUCCGCUGCGGGUUGCUGGUUGGCCAUCUUCUGCUGGGGGCUGUCAGGGCACAAUCCUGCCCAGCAGUGCUGUGCUCAGACCUGCUGGCCUGCAUGUUCCCUGGGCUGGGCCAGUGCCUUGCCUAGCUGCUUUGUCCAGUCUUAUGCUAAGGAGAGUCCCAUGUUAUUUCUCUGGCAACCUUCGCCCCUUGGUCUGAAAGCACUUUACAAAGGGAGAACAGCAGAUUUUAUAGAUGUGGAAAUGGGCCCAGAUGGAGCUGCACCCAGUCUACAGCAGUCAAGCUUCUGGCCCCACUCCCCUCCCUGAAGUGGGCAAGAGCCUAGGAGUCCUGGCUCCCUGGUCUGACCCCUACACCAUGCUUUACCCUGGAGCUCAGGUCCCCGGCCAGGCUGGUUAUGGUUUGCUGUUGCAGGGCAAGGAGCUUCUUUCUAGCAUGAAUGUCUUAAAGGGUGGGGUGAAUUUCUACUGUAUUUUCAGCGCAAUAAAGAUGUUUCUGUCUUUGA